This is a messenger RNA of Dibothriocephalus latus, 177 nucleotides long. NCBI's taxonomy places the organism in Eukaryota, Metazoa, Platyhelminthes, Cestoda, Diphyllobothriidea, Diphyllobothriidae. The record is from the annotation of a GenBank genome assembly.
AUGACCAAUGCUCUCUACUUCUCCAGUGGCGCUGAGGACCUCACUCGGGACCAGUUUGGUCACUAUGGUCUGGCUUUGAACCUCUACACCCAUUUUACCUCACCCAUUCGGCGAUACGCGGACAUUGUGGUACGAUUUUAUCCGUGCUUAGUUUUUACCUUUGAAAACACAGUCUAA